Molecule: messenger RNA, 1981 nt
Organism: Cynocephalus volans (Philippine flying lemur)
Lineage: Eukaryota; Metazoa; Chordata; Mammalia; Dermoptera; Cynocephalidae
Gene: PCOLCE2
Product: procollagen C-endopeptidase enhancer 2
Exons: 9
Coding region: 311-1558 (415 amino acids)
Molecular function (GO): collagen binding; peptidase activator activity; protein binding
Source: RefSeq, a predicted model, not a curated record
GAGGAGACGCCCUCCCGCCGCCCGCCGCCCGCCCCGGGAGAGGAGGCGGCCCUGGGCCCGGAGCCGCCCCUCCUGCAGCCGGGGAACAAACGGGAUAUUCAGCGCCGGCCGGCGGCUGCAGCGCGAGCCCCGGGGGAAGUUCGGCGUCGAGUCCGCCCGCGGCGCGAUCGCCUCCAGCAGCGCCCGCAAGUCCGCCCGCGGCGCCCGCCGGCUGCCCGCACCCGCGGCGGCGAGAGACCGGGGCGCGGGGUGCGCGUGCGGCCGUGGCCGGGGCCAGCCUCGGGGGCAGCCCCGAGCGUCCGCACCGGCCAUGAGGGGCGCGCGCGCCUGGGCCCCGCUCUGCCUGCUGCUGGCCGCCGCCGGGCCGCUGUCGCGGCCGCAGACCCCCGAGAGACCUGUUUUCACAUGUGGUGGCAUUCUUACUGGAGAGUCUGGAUUUAUUGGCAGCGAAGGUUUUCCUGGAGUGUACCCUCCAAAUAGCAAAUGUACUUGGAAAAUCACAGUUCCAGAAGGAAAAGUAGUCGUUCUCAAUUUCCGAUUCAUAGACCUCGAGAGUGACAACUUGUGCCGCUAUGACUUUGUGGAUGUGUACAAUGGUCACGCCAACAGCCAGCGCAUUGGGCGCUUCUGCGGCACGUUCCGGCCUGGAGCCCUUGUGUCCAGUGGCAACAAGAUGAUGGUGCAGAUGAUUUCCGAUGCCAACACAGCUGGAAAUGGCUUCAUGGCCAUGUUCUCCGCUGCUGAACCAAACGAAAGAGGGGAUCAGUAUUGUGGAGGACGCCUUGAAAGACCUUCUGGAUCUUUUAAAACCCCCAACUGGCCAGACCGGGAUUACCCUGCAGGAGUCACUUGUGUGUGGCACAUUAUAGCCCCAAAGAAUCAGCUUAUAGAAUUAAAGUUUGAGAAGUUUGAUGUUGAGCGAGAUAACUACUGCCGAUAUGAUUAUGUGGCUGUGUUUAAUGGUGGGGAAGUCAACGAUGCAAAAAGAAUUGGAAAAUAUUGUGGCGAUAGUCCACCUGCGCCAAUUGUUUCUGAGAGAAAUGAACUUCUUAUUCAGUUUUUAUCAGACUUAAGUUUAACUGCAGAUGGAUUUAUUGGCCACUACAACUUCAGGCCAAAAAAACUGCCAACAACUACAGCACCACCUGUCACCACCACAUUCCCUGUAACUACAGGUCUAAAACCCACCGUGCCCCUUUGUCAGCAAAAGUGUAGACGGACGGGAACUCCAGAGAGCAAUUAUUGUUCAAGUAACUUUGUAUUAGCCGGCACUGUAAUCACGACCAUCACCCGAGGUGGGAGUCUGCACGCCACAGUCUCGAUCAUCAACAUCUAUAAAGAAGGAAAUCUGGCGAUUCAGCAGGCCGGCAAGAGCAUGAGUGCCAAGGUCGUGGUGGUCUGCAAGCAGUGCCCUCUCCUCCGCAGAGGUCUAAAUUACAUUAUUAUGGGCCAAGUGGAUGAAGAUGGGCGAGGCAGAAUUAUGCCAAACAGCUUUAUCAUGAUGUUCAAGACCAAGAAUCAGAAGCUUCUGAAUGCCUUAAAAAAUAAGCAAUGUUAACAGUGAACUAUGUCAAUUUAAGCUGCAUUCUGUCGUUGCUUUUAAAUGAUUUAUUUUUUCUCAGUAGGAAAAAACUUGUAAAAUUAAAUGUUGAGCAUUCUGAAAAAUUGGAUUAAUUUACUCUUCACGUGCUGUAGGUAUAAAACCUCCCAUAUAGCUGAUGGAAUUUCUGUGCCUGCACUGACAGAAGCAGACAUCUGAUUGAAAACCUGCCAACUUAGCACAAUGAUAGGAAACUAAAUGUGUCAAGUGUUGACAGCUUGGAAGCAGUUUAUUUAUACAUCUCUGUAAAAGGAUAUUUUAGAGUUGAGUUGUGUGAAGAUGUAAAAAAAAGAUUUUAUAAGUGCAAUAUUUAUAGUGAUAUUUGUUUUACCUUCAAGCAUUUGCUCCAAGGUGUUACAUUCAUCUCUUCCUUUUUUUAAA